ACUCUCCCGCCCGUACGGCUGUCGCUGUACUUGCUUCACGGAGCGCUCUCGCCCUGGCCUGCCAUGCGCCACGUGUGUUCACGCUUAGGCUUAUUGAAGCAACUGGGCUAGGGGAUAGCCAACGAGGCGCGUUAGGUCGUUGAGAGCCCACUUAGCCCCCGCAGGUGCUGGAGUUUCCGCAUUGGUCUCCAAUGACGCUUUAAUAUAGAAAUAUAUAGAAUAGGUAAAUAGCAUUGGUCUGCAAGCCUCUUGGGGUGCAGCGGCUAACGCGGAGCGCAAUGGACUUUCUAAUUCGAUUUAGAGUGCCUGCGGGCAUGGUCGAUAGCGAGACCAGCAAUAAUGGGAGCACGAACGACCCCAGAGCAGCCCACGUGGAUAUCUCCCUGUCGGUCGAUCCGAAGAAGCCUCUUUCCGUGGCGUUUGAUAGGCUGUUCCAAUGCCACGUGCCCCAGUGUUGCCUGGCUCAUCAAGGUCCACGUCAGCAGCCACGUCAGCAGCAAAGCAAGGGGAAUGCUCAGGAGCACGAAGGCGGGGAAAGAAGGCCGGAAACAGCAGGAGCGCAGCAGGACGAGAAGCAGCAGGUUCGGUUUAUGGCAGUGGGACACGUAGUGUACCUUUCGCCUGGCUUAUCUGCUGAGCAAGCCAAGCUUAAAUCGGGUGCAAUCAUCCGGUUGCUUCCUGUGAAAGCUGAGGGGAAGGGGAAUGGAGGGAAGACAGCUAGUAGUCAGGAAAGCGCGUUGACAGGGGGAGGUGGUACGAGUGCUGCUCAGGCAUCAACUGCUGCUGAUGUGUCAACUGCUGCUGAUGUGUCAACUGCUGCUGAUGUGUCAACCGCUGGUGGCGAGGCAUGCCGGAACAAUCCUCCAUCUGGCCAUGUCCGUGUUUCCGCUGCUGCGCCCGCUAAGUCCGCUUCCCCCGUCGUUGCCCCCGCCAGUGCGUGUGCCACCGCUCCCUCAACGCUUCCCACAGGCCCCUCCGCUUCCACCGCUGCUGCUGCUGCUGCCACAGCUGCUUUUGCCCUCUCGCUGCAGGAGAAACAGCAGCAGCAACAGCAGCAGAAAGAGAAACAGCAGCAGCAGCAGCAGCAGCAGAAAGAGAAACAACAGCAGCAGCAAGCGCAGCGCGGCACCACGACCACCACGAGCCAUCCCUUCCCGUCCCCCUCGUCCGCCCCUCCCCUCCUCUCUCGCCCCGCCAUGCUGCACUACGUGCAACGCCACAUCGGCUGGCGCGCGGCCAUCUGCCACCUCUGCUACCACCGCACCGUCAACCCCGGGGGGUUUAAAGCCUAUGGCCUCAUGGACGUGGGCGACCUGAGGCAGGCUUUAAGGGAGAAGCUCAGCGACUGCGUCCCUCUCUCCCAGCGACCGGGUCAGUCCGACCAUGCUGUGCUGCGCUGCGAGUCGGGAGGGCUGGCAGGUCUGGCUGUGGGCUGUGCUGUUGGCGAUACCACCUGGAUCGCACCUGCUCCCAGCACUGGCAGGGGCGCUGCUGCUGCUGCUGCUGCUGCUGCCGGGGGCAUGGGUGAUAAGGCCGGGGAAGAUGGGUGGAGCGACGAGCAUGCGCCGCUGGUGACGGCAGAGGCGAUGUUUCUGGAGUGGAUGGCGGAGCCUCGAGUCGGGUGGCCCGUGGACUUGGGGGCGAUUAGAGCCCGCCUCCCCGCCAUCAUGGGCGCUGCACUCGCUGCUGGCUCUGCUACUGCAGAUGCUCCUGUUCCUCCUGUCCCUGCUGUUGCUCCUGCUGCUGCUGCCUCUGCUGCCGCCGCUGCCGCCGCUGCUGCUGCUGCGGCGGUGACUGCUGCCGCAUCUGCUGCUACAGCUGCUCUUCCUGCUGCUGCUACCCUCCCUCACCCCUCCCCCUGCCACUGCGUCACCUGCUGGGCCGCUUACCGCCACGCGGUCAGCCUAGCGACCUUCCUCGCCCUUGCGGCGCGCUGCACACGCAUCGGCACUCUUUGGCGCGCCCAUACCGCCUCCCCUAAUGCCGUCUUCCCCGCGCUCCUGCAGGCGCUAGGGGCGGGCAGGCAGGGAGAGGGGGAUAGCUUUGCGAGUGCCCUGGUGCAGGUGCUCGGGGUGAAGGGCCCUCAGGAGCUGCAGGGAGGGUUCGCGUCGCAUGUGCUUCCGCUUCUGGGGGCGGGGAAGGAGGAGCAUGGGCAGACGAGUGGGGGGUUGGCACGGGGUGAGGAUGGGGGAAAGGGGAAGGGGAAGGCUGGAAGGGGGAAGGGGGGAGGGGGAAGGAGGGGAAAUGGGCGGGGUGGGGGGGGAAAGGGGGGGAGUGGAAGAGGAGGAGGAGGAGGAGGAAGGGGUGGAGGUCGAGGGGGAGGUGGAAGCGCCAAGGGGUCCGUUGCCAGCAGCACAGCUCUUGCCAAUGGCAUUGCCAGCAGCAGCUGUGGGUCUGGCAGCAGGGGCGUGGCAGGGCAGGCAGGGCAGGGACCUCCCAAGGGCAUGUUUGUGAGCGGCGUGGCUGCCACCGACUUCGCCCUGGCUGUGGCUACCGUGCUAUCCCAGCCGCAGUUCGCCAGCAGUGCAGUCAAGAUCUUUACCGAGGAAACCAAUAACGUGUACAGAGUGAUGGUUGAGGACGCUGCUGUGGCUGAAGCAAGGGGGAAGCAAGGGGAAGGGAAGGGGGCCAGCCUCAUCCUCAAAUGGGUCCGAACCUUCGGUACAGGUCUGGACCCGCCGAACCUCUGUCUCAGGCUCAGGAAAAUGAUGCGAUCGGCAAGAGGCACGCAGGGCCAGGCCACGCAAGACGCUCGCUACCUGCGCCACCCGCUCCGGGACCUCCCGGACCUGCUGGGCAGGUCCGGCGCCAUGCCGGAGCCGCAGGACUGGCGGAGCUUCACUUCUGCAUGGGAGGAGUGGCCUGAGGGGUACGUACACCCAGGGGGGUUCUCUCCUCCCCGCCCAGCACUCCCCAGGAACGUGGUAAUGAUUUGGGAAGAAUAUGAAGUCAGUGCACUGGUGGAUCUUCUCUCGGGCAUCCUCCCUCCUCCCGCCUGCACCCGCUGCCUGGCCUGUCUCAACCGCUACCUGUUCGCGGUGGACUGCGUGGCUCUCAUCGCCACCUACUCCUUCUGCCCCGCCUCGCUCCUCCUCGCCCGCUUCCUCGCCGCCUUCCCGCCCCCCCACGCGAACUUCCUCGCGCUGCUUGAACCCAUGGGUUUGCAGAAUCCGCCCAAGGGGAUGCCGGUGGCUGCAGUGGUGGCGGAGCUGGAGAGGAGGGUGGAGAGGAGCCCCAUGCCCCUGCUGGUGUUCGGGUGCAUGCACCUGGCAGCGAGGAACGCGUGGCCCACGGCGUAUAUGACUGGGGGAGGGGCGCUCAGCCAGUCGUGUGGGAGUGCGGGCGGCAGCAGCAGCGGCAGUGGCAGGGGUGGCAACGGAAGGCAGAGAGGGAGGCAGCAGGGAGCAGUGGAGGGGCAGAGCGAUUGUUUUUCGGGGCAGCUGGCGUACCUGAGGCAGUGGCCGGGAGGGGUGAACCCCCUGGCAUGCCUCAUGGAGCUGCUGGUGGGAGGGCCCAUCCACCGCCCGCAGGACCCCGCCUUCAUGGCACAGGUCGCCCGGCAGUUUCAAGAGCUCACCACACGCCCACGCAAUCCAGGUGCGUCCGCGGCACAAGCCCAUGUAUCAGGUGCCUUUGCUGCUUCCGCUGCUGCUGCACGGGUGGCAAGGAAGCAGAGGGGAGGAGAGGCAGGGAGCGGCAGUGCUGAUGGGUGUGAGCGGCUGGUGCCGAGCAGGGUGCCGUGCUGGCUGCUGGUGCUGCUGUGCUGUUUGUGCUGCCUGUGGCUCGUGGCCCUGCUGCCAUUCUGAAUGUGUGGCUGGUAGCCGUGGUGAGCCGUGCUUGCCUGUGCUGCCGUUCUGAGUGAAGGGAUGCCUAAAUUUCCCUGUGCUUCUGUUCUGACAGUGUCACAGUGGGGAGUGGUUUGUGCGUCUGAGCUUAGCGUGCACGUUGUGUGUGCAGGUAGUUCUGGUAGGUGAAGUGUGGUGGAGGGACCUGAUGCUGGGUUCGUGGCAUGGCAGCAGUGGUACUGUACAGUGUACACUACAUUGUGCAGUGUACGGCAGUGGAUACUUCUGGGAGGGGAAUUGCCUGCGUGCAGCGUGUGAGUUGGUUCGGUCACGGUUGAAAACAGAGACCUGUUUCUCAUUGUGAUGUGUGCCUAAUGGCAUUUGAAAGACCGUUGUGUGCUUUGUACCGUAAUCCCCCGUAUAAAGCAUCCUAUGGUGU
Molecule: messenger RNA, 4224 nt
Organism: Closterium sp. NIES-67
Lineage: Eukaryota; Viridiplantae; Streptophyta; Zygnematophyceae; Desmidiales; Closteriaceae
Source: the annotation of a GenBank genome assembly